Messenger RNA from Salvia hispanica, 582 nucleotides. The record is from RefSeq and is a predicted model, not a curated record. Lineage: Eukaryota; Viridiplantae; Streptophyta; Magnoliopsida; Lamiales; Lamiaceae.
AUGUCGACUGAAUCAAACACUGCCGCUGCCACCACUCCGGCCACCACCGCCGCCAUCAUUUCCUCCACCAUGGCAUCCACCACGAUGAUGCCAACUCUCGGGCUCUAUUCAUCUUCAUCAACAACCCCUUGGGUGUAUUCUAACACCCAUGGGCUCACUGGUGGAUCCACCUCGAGUGGGUCGGUUGGUUCCACUUUUAGUGGUUCCAUCGGAUCCUUUAAUGGAUCGAGUGUUGGGGCCUUCGGGUCUCACACAAGUGUUGGGGCCUUCGGGUCCAGCACGGGUAUUGGCUCCUUCGGGACCAGCACGAACAUGACGGGCUCUAUGCCCGUCAUGAACAUGACGUGCUCAACGCCCAACAUGAAUGGUGGGGGCCCUAUGCCCAACCAUGUUGUUGGCUCCUUCGGGGGCAACAUGAAUGGUUCCUUCCAAGGACCAAGUGCGGCACCUUUGGCACCUAGAAUGAUGCCACCCGCCGAAAAGCCACAUAAAUUUGGAGGAGCUGACUUCAAGAGGUGGUACCAAAAGAUGUUGUUCUAUUUGACAACAUUGGGCGUCGCCAACUUCCUCACGGAGAACUAG